Molecule: messenger RNA, 701 nt
Organism: Pecten maximus
Lineage: Eukaryota; Metazoa; Mollusca; Bivalvia; Pectinida; Pectinidae
Exons: 2
Coding region: 27-461 (144 amino acids)
Source: RefSeq, a predicted model, not a curated record
CGGUUUAAGGAUGCCAUUAUCUAUGCAUGUUUACUGCCCACAAAACUGGGUCAGCGCUUCUCACAGCAAGGGUCGGACCAGUUCCCUUGGUAACCGUGACAUCUGAUACUAGGGAUGGUCAAGCUGCCUGCAGAUGUUACAUUCUUAUCAGGGACCUUGUCCGAGCUGUUCAACUAGUUGUACACAGUACAGUGCUAUUUCGACUUACACAGAAGAUAUUUGGAUUAAUCACGAAGAAGAAAGAGAGCAUUUCUUUGAUCAAAAGACAAUCUACAGUAAGGAAGAACCGCCUGUGUGCGACAGCAACAGAUUCGGAAAUUGCAGCAAUUGCAAAAGAUUGGUUCAGAUUUGCUUGUGAUCGCGAUGGUGGCAGGAAAAGGAGAGAGGAACAAAAAAGGGCACAACAGGCAGCUACUGCAACUAUCAAUGCUGUGCUUAGUGACAAUUCCGAACAGGACUGAUCUGGGACAGAUAACUAAAAUUAGCAUCUGAUAAUCAUUUAUCAGUUUUGACUCUUUAUAAUGAUACAAUAACAUACUGUAUUCAAAACUGUUGAUUGUAAAAGAGAAUAAUGUACAUUUAAUCACUGUAUUGUCAUCAUAUACAAAUAAAUUGUAAAGCACUUGCCAAUAUGACAACUGAUUAAUUUUUAUGUUGCCAGCAUUACACAUAAGCAUCACUUUAUCUACUGUUUGUUACGU